Miscanthus lutarioriparius is the source of this 2115-nucleotide messenger RNA. The record is from the annotation of a GenBank genome assembly. Lineage: Eukaryota; Viridiplantae; Streptophyta; Magnoliopsida; Poales; Poaceae.
AUGGGUGCGCGGUGCAGCGGCGGCUGCGACGGGCGUGAGGACGGCGCCGUGGAGGCGCUGGUGCAGUGGCAGAAGGUGAGCGACUUCCUGAUCGGGGCGUCCUACAUGUCCAUCCCGCUGGAGCUGCUGCACUUCGCCACCUGCGCCGACCUCAAGCCGCUCCGGUGGGUGCUCCUCCAGUUCGGCGCCUUCAUCGUGCUCUGCGGCCUCGUCCACCUCGUCGCCGUCUUCACCUACGCCCGCCCGGACUCGCGCCGACUCCUCGUUGCCAUCACCGCCGCCAAGGCGCUGGCCGCCGUCGCCGCCGUCUCCCUCCCCACCUUCAUCCCUCAGCUGCUCCGCCUCAAGACCCGCGAGGCGCUCCUCCGGGACAAGGCGCGCCAGCUGGACCGUGACGUCGACCUCGUCAGGCGCCGCGAGGAGAUCGCCGCGCGCGUCGUCCGCGCCAUCACGCAGCACAUCCGCCGCGACGGUGGAGGCGGAGCCGGAGGUGCUCUCCAGCCAGACACGCACGCCGUCCUGCGCACCGCCGUGUUCCACCUCUCCGACGCCCUCAGCCUCAGCAGCUGCGCUGUCUGGAUGCCCGCGGCGUCCAGUGAUGAUGGCCACAGCUUGCUCCACCUCGUACAUCAGCUGCCUGAAGAUGAGCACCAAGCCCCGACGAUGACGACGAGGAUGGCCAUUCGCAUCACUGACCCGGACGUGGCCGCCGUCAUGGCCAGCAAGGACGCCAAGGUGCUGAGGCCGGGCUCGGCGCUCGGGACGACGUCUGGUCAUGGACGUGCGGCUGCCAUACGGAUGCCUAUGCUGACGGUGUCCAACUUCGUCGACGCAUCAUCCUCAGGAUCAGAUGGGCAGGGAGCUGCUGUGAGCUACGCGAUCAUGGUCUUGGUUCUUCCGACUACUAAGAAUCACAGGGCUAGAGGAGGAGGAGGAGGAGCACGAGAGUGGAACAGGCAGGAGCUGGAGAUCGUGGAGGUUGCGACGGACCCGUUAGCCGUGGCGCUGUCGCACGCGGCGGUGCAGGAGGAGUGGCAGCUGACUCGGCACAAGCUGGCCGAGUGGCAGAGGGUCCUGGCGCAGGCCCGGCACGACGCCGCGGUGGCCACCGGGGCCAGGGACGCCGCGCAGAGCGCCAUGCGCGAAGGCGUGCUGAGGCCGAUGCACUCCGUCGCGGGGCUGCUCUCGCUGAUGCAGGCGCAGCAGCAGCAGGACGGGGCCUUCCGUUGCGCCGAGCAGAGGGUCGCCGUGGAUGCCAUGGCCAGGAUCAGCGCCCUCUCCUCCACGCUGAUUGACGACGUCAUAUCGGCGCUGCUGACGCCGGCGACUGUCCGUGGUGAGCCAGCGUCGGCGGGUGCCAGCUGCGAAUGCCAUUGCCAUGACCUCUGCUUUGCCGUGGACACUGUUCCGGUGGGUGACCAGGAGACCAUGUCAGGCUCAGGCCUCCCUGAUUGGAUCACCCCCAACUUCUCUGGCUGCAAACUGGGUAUGUGUCAGGUUCCGAUUUGGGAUCACAAAACACUUCCGAGACAGCUUACUGCUUUCGUGCAGCCCACGACCUCAAGAAAGAAUCAGAAGAAGGACCAGCACCAGCGUCAGCGUCAGUUCAGUUUCAGUCAGCUCCGAGACGCGGCUAAGCAUCGCUACGUGCAACAAGAUCGUGCAGAUGAUGAACGUGACGACACCAGCCGGGAGGUGACGCGGAAGCUCCUGGAGAGGCUCGGCUGCCAUGUGCUGCCGGUCCCGUCGGCCGCGCACUGCCUCAGCCUUCUACUGGGGAGCGCCACCGCCGGCGGCGAUAAUCCGUCGUUCCAGUUCCCCUACUUGCAACCGCAGGCGGUGCUUCUGGACCUCCACACACCAGCCGCAGCUAGCGUUGACGCCGCCAGUGCGAUGGAUGAUGGGUUUGAGGUCGCCCUCAGGAUCCGGGAGGUCACCGGCGACAGGUUCAGCUGGCUGCUCAUACUUGUCGCGCUGCCAUUGCCACCGAGAGCAAGCUGCAUCGACGUCCGCGACGUGUGCAAGCGGACGGGAGUGAAUGGCGUCAUCCACAAACCCAUCACGCUGCCAGCACUGGCAGCUCAGCUUCAGAGAGCUGUCCACAACGACAGCUGA